UCCCAGUGAGGCGCAAGCACGGCGGCGGUGAGGACGUCCUGGCGCCACAACGACUCCAUUUUCUGCUUAAGCGCCUUUUUUUUUUUAAAUCGUCUUCAUCGCCUUCCUCGCCGUCCUAUUCCUUAUCGCCGCUCACUCCGCCAGCGUCCCCACAACGCGCUCGUCGUCGUCGUCGUCGAAGGACGGAAGUAGUGGAGAGGUGGUCACGUGACCGCCGUGCACGCGCACCGUCCACCGUCCACCGAGAGCGCGCCGCCGCGGAGGUUCCGUCUCGAUGCUGGACAAGCUGAAGCCUCUGGCCCAGUUCGAGCCGGCGAUGGCGCUCAGCAGGACGGCCAGCUGGCUCCGGGAGCAGCUGGACGCGCGCCGGGACUCCCUGCUGGUGGUGGACUGCCGCCGCCAGGACGUGUUCGAGUCCUCGCACGUCCCGGGUGCCGUCAACGUGGCCAUCCCCGGACUGCUGCUGCGCCGCCUCAAGAAGGGCAACCUGCCCGUCACGGCGCUGCUCUCCGACGGGCCCGACCGGGAGCGCUUCGUCCGCCGCUGCAGGAGCGCCACCGUCGUCCUGUACGACGAGCACAGCCGCGACUGGAACGAGAACCUGGACGGAGGCUCCGUGCUGGGGCUGCUCCUCCGCCGGAUGAAGGACGACGGCUACAAGGCCUUCUACCUGGAGGGCGGCUUCAGUAAAUUCCAGUCGGACUUUCCCAACCUGUGCGAGACCAACCUGGACCCUUCCAAGUGCAGCCCCCCCACAGCUCAGGUACUGGGCCUGGGCGGCCUCCGGAUCAGCUCGGACUCGUCGGACAUCGAGUCCGACGCGGAUCCGAGCAGCGCCACCGACUCGGACGGCAGCCCGCUGUCCAACCCGCAGCCGUCCUUCCCCGUGGAGAUCCUGCCCCACCUCUACCUGGGCUGCGCCAAGGACUCCACCAACCUGGACGUGCUGGAGGAGUACGGCAUCAAGUACAUCCUCAACGUCACGCCCAACCUGCCCAACCUCUUCGAGAACGCCGGCCAGUUCAAGUACAAGCAGAUCCCCAUCUCCGACCACUGGAGCCAGAACCUGUCGCAGUUCUUCCCCGAGGCCAUCAGCUUCAUCGAUGAAGCCCGGGGUCAGAAGUGCGGCGUCCUGGUGCACUGCCUGGCGGGCAUCAGCCGCUCGGUGACGGUGACGGUGGCGUACCUGAUGCAGAAGCUGCGGCUGUCCAUGAACGAGGCCUACGACAUCGUCAAGAUGAAGAAGUCCAACAUCUCGCCCAACUUCAACUUCAUGGGUCAGCUGCUGGACUUUGAGCGCACGCUGGGCCUCAAGAGUCCCUGCGACAACCGCCUGGCCCCGCCCCUCUACUUCACCACGCCCACCAACCACAACGUCUUCCAGCUGGACCCCCUGGAGUCCACGUGAGGACCGCCCAGGUUCCUGCAACGCAGCCAGAGGGUCCUCCUUUUUCUGCCCGGGCCACUUGUAGACACGCGGGGGCUGAUGGACGGACCAUGACGUCUUCUCAAAGGAGGACUGUGUUUGUGUGAAAGGAGAACAAGGUGGACUGUGUUUGUGUGAAAGGAGAACAAGGUGGACUGUUAUCUGUGUGAAAGGAGAACAAGGUGGACUGUAUCUGUGUGAAAGGAGAACUAGGUGGACUGUAUCUGUGUGAAAGGAGAACAAGGAGGACUGUGUUUGUGUGAAAGGAGAGCAAGGUGGACUGUGUUUGUGUGAAAGGAGAACAAGGUGGACUGUAUCUGUGUGAAAGGAGAACUAGGUGGACUGUAUCUGUGUGAAAGGAGAACAAGGAGGACUGUGUUUGUGUGAAAGGAGAGCAAGGAGGACUGUGUUUGUGUGAAAGGAGAACAAGGAGGACUGUAUUUGUGUGAAAGGAGAACUAGGUGGACUGUGUUUGUGUGAAAGGAGAACUAGGUGGACUGUAUUUGUGUGAAAAGAGAACUAGGUGGACUGUAUUUGUGUGAAAGGAGAACUAGGUGGACUGUAUUUGUGUGAAAGGAGAACAAGGUGGACUGUAUCUGUGUGAAAAGAGAACUAGGUGGACUGUAUUUGUGUGAAAGGAGAACUAAGUGGACUGUAUUUGUGUGAAAGGAGAGCAAGGAGGACUGUAUUUGUGUGAAAGGAGAACUAGGUGGACUGUAUUUGUGUGAAAGGAGAACUAGGUGGACUGUAUUUGUGUGAAAGGAGAACUAGGUGGACUGUAUUUGUGUGAAAGGAGAACAAGGUGGACUGUAUCUGUGUGAAAAGAGAACUAGGUGGACUGUAUUUGUGUGAAAGGAGAACUAGGUGGACUGUAUUUGUGUGAAAGGAGAACAAAAUGGACAGCUGGUGUGCCAAAGCUUGUUCCCACUGGGCUUUAGCUUCUGGACUAGAAGGUCUCCAGGACACGUGGACUGGUCUUCUGUGAAGACUUGCCAGUGUUGGACAAAGUGGUUGAGGGUCCUUUCACACAACAAGACGUGCACACAGUGGAGCCAUGCUGGACGUUUCCAUGACGAUGCCAACAGGAUGGUAGUGAUGUCGUCCUCCUUCACAAAUGGUCCGGUCGCCAGUCGGCCUUACGUCCCGCCUCCAGGGGGCGUCGACCACGUGUCAUGUGACCUCCCCGCCUAGGACUGCUGGUGGCGAUGGUUUAAAUCCUGGAGGCAAACAGGCGGGACGCUACUUCAGGGAAAAUGUGUGUGAGAAACUACAAGAAUGUGGACACUACCAUGGCCACGCCCCCUCCCUAAGCUCUGCCUAUGAAUGUAAAGAAUAUAACUUAUUAUUAAUAAAUGCAUAUUUUGU
This is a messenger RNA of Entelurus aequoreus (snake pipefish), 2791 nucleotides long. It is a transcript of the gene dusp6, whose product is annotated as dual specificity phosphatase 6. Gene Ontology annotation, cellular component: cytosol; cytoplasm. The record is from RefSeq and is a predicted model, not a curated record. NCBI's taxonomy places the organism in Eukaryota, Metazoa, Chordata, Actinopteri, Syngnathiformes, Syngnathidae. The transcript has 3 exons. Gene Ontology annotation, molecular function: protein tyrosine/threonine phosphatase activity; MAP kinase tyrosine/serine/threonine phosphatase activity; thiosulfate-cyanide sulfurtransferase activity. The coding region runs from base 275 to 1408 and encodes 377 amino acids. Gene Ontology annotation, biological process: regulation of heart growth; negative regulation of ERK1 and ERK2 cascade; positive regulation of apoptotic process.